UAUAAACUGAAUAUGCACGCAUUGCAUUUCAUAUAAAAUGUGAAACAUUGACAUUAUUUAUUUCGUAAUUUGAGUGUUGAUCAACCUGAAUUCAAUAUGCGCGUCAUUGCCCUCACUAUAUUUGUGAGUUUUGUAGCAACUGCCCAGGGCUGUUAUAGAACUGAAACUCAAGUGUGUGCAGGACCGGUUGGUUGCUUCGACUUUAGCGCCCCAUUUCAAAAUUUCCCCCUGCCAUGGUUGCCUGAUGAGAUCAACGCUAAGUUUGAGCUGUUUACACGACAGAAUAGAGACUAUCCCCAGUUCAUCGAAAGCCUCAAUCCACCAGAUGUGUACAGUAAGACCCGGGAAACAAAGAUCUUGAUUCAUGGCUUCCUAUCCAGCUCUAGCACACCAUGGAUGACAGAGAUGAAAAAUGCACUGCUUGAUGUGGGCGAUUACAAUGUUAUACUGAUAGAUUGGAGUGGUGGGGCCGACAUAUCUCUUCUGCAGUACCCUCAAGCGGCUUCGAACACGCGCAUGGUGGCAGGAAUGAUCGCAUACUUCCUUGAUGAGCUGUCAAGGAGGGGACAGAUAAGCAAGAGCCGUGUCCAUUGCAUUGGUCACAGCCUUGGUGCUCAGACAUGUGGCUUUGUUGGAAAGAAAACAAGCGGUCUUGGAAGGAUUUCAGGCCUCGAUCCCGCUGGCCCAAAUUUUGGCGACCUUGACACCAGGGGUCAUAUCUGGAGGACUGACGCAGAUUUUGUAGACAUUAUCCACACCAACGGUGGCGACAACCUCAUUAAUUACGGCAUCGGGAAACAAGUCGGAGAUGUCGACUUCUAUCCCAAUGGUGGCGGUCGACAGGCAGGAUGUGGUAUUUCCCUCAUGAAACAGCCCAUUGGAAAGGAAGAAAGGAAAGCUCCCAAGCCUGCACUGUACAUGAAGAAGAAGUACGUGUCAAAGGGAAUUGCUGCGAUUGAAGCUGGAAUGAAUGCUGUUGCAUAUGGAGAUGUUGUGUCAUGUAGUCACGGACGAGCACCCACAUAUUACAUAGAGUCCAUAACGGCAGCCUGCAACUUCAGGGCGAACCCGUGUCCUGGUGAAAGUGAUCUUGAAGCUGGUUUGUGCAACUACUGUGAUGGUUCUGACUGCCAGUAUAUGGGAUAUCGGGCCAAUGCGUAUUCUGGACGCGGCAUGUACUACCUAAAAACCAAUGAAAGAGCACCAUUCUGCAGAGGAUGAAACAUCAUUUUAUGGAAUGAAUAUUUUGAUAUAUAAAAUCAGAUAAUAACAAUACAA
This is a messenger RNA of Owenia fusiformis, 1278 nucleotides long. NCBI's taxonomy places the organism in Eukaryota, Metazoa, Annelida, Polychaeta, Sabellida, Oweniidae. The record is from the annotation of a GenBank genome assembly.